UGGCGGCGGCGCGUAGGGGCGGCAACGGGAGCCGGGCCAGGGAUGUGGGCGAGGCCGAGGCCCAGGCCCCAGGUGUGUGAGUUCCGGAGCUGCAGAGCCCGGGCCUCGGCUGCAGCGGCGGUGCCCCGGGCCGGGCCCCGGCCAUGGCCCACGAGAGGAUGGAGCUGGAGUUGCCUGACCCGGCGCCGACAGAUGGCGGGUUGCGGCGAUCCAACAGCGCGCCGAUGAUCAGCGGCCUGAGUGACAACUGCCAGGUUUUUCAGCCAGAUGUUGUGCGUAACCGGAGGAACAGCACCACAGUGAUGAACAGACAUAGUCAGAUUGUCCCUUCAUCACCAGUUCGUAUCCCAAGCAGCCGGCUGCAUCAGAUCAAACAGGAAGAAGGAAUGGAUCUCAUGAACAGGGAGACAGCUCACGAGAGGGGAGUGCAGGCAGCAAUGCAGAUGAGUGUUUCAUGGGAAGAAAGCUUAAACCUGAGUGACAAUGACCUGGAUAAGUCCGCAUCACCCAAGCGCAUUGACUUCAUUCCUGUCUCACCAGCUCCUUCACCAACCAGAGGCAUCGGCAAGCAAUGCUUCUCACCUUCCCUGCAGAUUUUUGUCAGCAGUAAUGGACUCCCUCCAAGUCCGAACCCCAGCCCAACACGCAGAUUUGCCACAAGGAGAAGUCAGAGCCCCAUCAACUGCAUCAGGCCCAGUGUGCUGGGACCUUUGAAACGAAAAGGUGAGAUGGAUGCUGAAAGCCAACCAAAGCGACUUUUCCAAGGAACUGCAACAAUGCUGCCAUCGGAAACAUCCCACUCGCCAGAACACCACUCCUGGAGUGGGCAUCCUGCAGAGAUCACACCAAGAGCACAACGUGCAGUGCUGAAGUGAAAAAAGAACCCAAGAGUAACAGCUGAAGUCCUGCAGAAAUAUCUAGAACUUGUGAAAGUGCUGCUCAUGUGUCACUGAACAAGAAUGGUGUUCACGGAAGGACACCAUGGAGGAAAUCACUGCUCUCUAAGAAAAACAUGGUUGUGCGUCUACCCACCAACUCCAAAAUCUCAUCCCAACUGUGAAGCAUAGUGGAAGGAGCAUCAUGGUUUGGGGCAGCUUUGCUGCCUCUGAGCCUGGACAGCUUGUAAUUGUUGAGGGAACAAUGAAUUCAAAAUUGUAUCAAGACAUUUUACAGAAGAAUGUCAGGGUAACGGUCUGCCAUCUGACAAUAGAAAUUAGAUAAUGCAACAAGGCAAUGAUCCAAAAGACGAGUAAAUCAAUAACAGAAUGGGUUUUUAAAAAAAAAGAAAUUUUCAUGUUUUGGAAUGGCUGAGUCAAAGGCCACCUUAAUCUUAUAGAAAUGUUGUGGAAGGACCUGAAGCAAGCAGUUCGUGUGAGGAAGUGUACCAAUAUCCCAGAGUUGAAGCAGUUUUGUAAGGAGGGAUGGCUAAGACUUACAGAAGAUCUGAUCACAUUUUAGGUCCUGUUUAUGCAGGAAUAGAAAAAAUUCUGUGGAGUUUACAGGCCUUCUAGCACCACUGUGUUUCAUUCGUGCUAUGGGGUUGAGAUUGCAUAGGGAGGGAGAUUAAAUAGCUCACUAUGUAGUCCCAACCCCACAUCUUGGGUACUGUUUGGAGGCCUUUAUCUCAUUCCCAUAAUGUUUUUUUUUCACCUUUGCAGUUUAUUUACUCCACUCACAAAGAUUUAACAUUCUCUGACCUUGUACCACCUUUCUAAAGAUGUAAUUCCAUCUCUUACCAAUAAAGCCACACCACUGCCUAUGCCUUCUUUCAAAGUAUAUCAUUUAAUAUCAAACUCCCAACUAUGAUCUUCUUUCAGCCACGACUUAGUCUGCACGUUUAUUUCUACUACCAAGUACACAACCAUGCAUUUUCCAACAUUGUAUUUAAUUUGCCACUUUCUUGCCCAUUCUCCUAAUCUGUCUAAGUCCUCCUGCAUCCUAUCUGUUUUCUCAACAGUACCUGCCCCUCCACCAUUCUUAAUCUCAUCUGCAAACUUGGCAACAAAGCCUUCUAUUCUGUCAUUAAAUUAUUUAUAUACAGCAUAAAAAGAAGCGGUCCCAACACUGACCCUUGCAGAACACCAGUAGUCACUGGCAGCCAAACAGAAAAAGAUUCUUUUAUUCCCACUCAUUGCCUCCUACCAAUCAGCCAAUCCUCUAACCAUGUUAAUAACUUUCCUGUUAUACCAUGGGCUCUUAACCUGAUAAGCAGCCUCAUGCGUGGCACCUUGUCAAAGGCCUUCUGAAAGUCCAAAUAUACAACAUCCACUACAUCCCCUUUAUCUAUCCUACUUGUAAUCUCCUCAAAGAAUUCCAACAGGUUCAUCAGGCAGGAUUUUCCUUUAAGGAAACCAUGCAGAUUUUGUCCUAGCUCGUCCUGUAUCACCAAGUACUCCAGAACCUCAUCCUUAACAAUUGACUCCAGCAUCUUCCCAACUACUGAGGUCAGGCUAAGUGGUCUGUAAUUUCCUUUCUGCUGCCUUCCUCUUAAAGAGUGGAGUAACAUUUGCAAUUUUCCAGUCGCUUGGCACCAUGCCAGAGUCCAGUGAUAUUUGAAAGAUCAUUACUAAUGCCUCCACAAUCUCUACCACUACCUUUUUCAGAACCCUAGGCUGCAGUUCAUCUGAUCCAGGUGACAUACCCUUAGGUCUUUCAGCUUUUUGAGCACCUUCUCCCUUGUAAUAGUAACUGAGCCCACUUCUCUUUCCUCACAUCCUUCAACAUCUGGCAUACUGCUAAGGUCUUCAACAGCGAAGACUGAUGCAAAAUAUUCAUUUAUUUCAUAUACCGUCUCCUUGUCCCCUGUUAUUAUUUCUCCAGCCUAAUAUCCACACUCAUCUCUUUUAUUUUUUUAAUAUGUUUGGAAAAAGGUUCUUCUAUCCACCUUGAUAUUGUUUGCUAGCUUGCUUUCAUAUUUCAUCUUUUCCCUCCUAAUGAUUAUUUUAGUUGCUUCCUAUAGGUUUUUAAAAGCUUCAAAUCCUCUAUCUUCCCACUAAUUUUCACUUUGUAUGCCCUCUAUUAUUUUUACAUUAGUUUUGACUUACCAUGAAAGUCACGGUUGUACUAUUUUGCCAUUUGAGUAUGUCUUUGUUUUUGGAAUACAUCUAUCCUGCAUCUUCCUCAGUUUUCCUAGAAACUCACACAAUUGCUGCUCUGCUGUCUUUCCUACAGCAUCUCGUUCCAAUUUACUUUGGCCACCUCCUCUCUCAUACCACUGUAAUUUCCUUUCCUCCACUGAAAUACUGCUAUGUCAGACUUUACCUUCUCCCUAUCAAAUUUCAAGUUGAACUCAAAUCAUAUUGUGAUCACUGCCUCCUAAGGGUUCAUAGAAACGUAGAAAACCUACAGCACAAUUCAAGCCCUUCGGCCCACAAAGCUGUGCCGAACAUGUCCCUACCUUAGAAAUUACCUAGGGUUACUCAUAGCCCUCUGUUUUUCUAAACUCCAUGAACCUAUCCAAGAGACUCUUAAGAGACCCUAUCGUAUCCGCCUCCACCACUGUCGCCAGCAGCCCAUUCCACAUACUCACCACUCUCUGCGUUUUAAAAAGAAACGCUUACCCCUGACAUCUCCUCUGUACCUGCUUCCAAGCACCUUAAAACUGUGCCAUCUCGGUCCUGGGAAAAAGUCUUUGACUAUCUACACGAUCAAUGCAUCUCAUCAUCUUGUACACCUCUAUCAGGUCACCUCUUAUCCUCCAUUGCUCCAAGGAGAAAAGGCAGAGUUCACUCAAUCUAUUCUCUUAAGACAUGCUCCCCAAUCCAGGCAACAUCCUUGUAAAUCUCCUCUACCCCUUUUUAUGGUUUCCAUAUCCUUCCUGUAGUGAGGCGACCAGAACUGAGCCCAGUACUCCAAGUGGGGCUUGACCAGGGUCCUACAUAGCUGCAACAUUACCUCUUGCCUUUUAAACUCAGUCCCACGGUUGAUGAAGGCCAAUGCACCGUAUGCCUUCUUAACCACAAAGUCAACCUGCAUAGCAGCUUUGAGUGUACUAUGGACUCGGACCCCAAGAUCCCUCUGAUCCUCCACAAUGCCAAGAGUCUUACCAUUAAUACUGUAUUCUGGCAUCAUAUUUGACCUUCCAAAUGAACCACCUCACACUUACCUGGGUUGAGCUCCAUCUGCCACUUCUCAGCCCAGUUUUGCAUCCUAUCAACCUCUGACAGCCCUCCACACUAUCCAAAACAUCCCAAACCUUUGUGUCAUCAGCAAAUUUACUAACCCAUCCCUCCAGUUCCUCAUUCAGGUCAUUUAUAAAAAUCAUGAAGAGUAGGGGUCCCAGAACAGAUCCAUGAGGCACACCACUGGUCACCAACCUCCAUGCAGAAUAUGACCUGUCUACAACCACUCUUUGCCUUCUGUGAGCAAGCCUGUUAUGGAUCUGCAAAACAAUGUCCCCUUGCCUUCUAACUUUCUCAAUAAGACUUGCAUGGGGUACCUUAUCAAAUGCCUUCCUGAAAUCCAUAUACACUACAUCUACUGCUCUACCUUCAUCAAUGUGUUUAGUUACAUCCUCAAAAAAUUGAAUCAGGCUUGUAAGGCACGAUCUGCCUUUGACAAAGCCAUGCUGACUAUUCCUAAUCAUAUUAUGCCUCUCCAAAUGUUCAUAAAUCCUGCCUCAAAAUCUUCUCCAUCAUCUUACCAACCACUGAGGUAAGAUCUAUAAUUUCCUGGGCUACCUCUACUCCCUUUCUUGUAUAAGGGUACAACAUCUGCAACCCUCCAAUCCUCUGGAACCUCUCCUGUCCCCAUUGAUGAUGCAAAGAUCAUCCCCAGAGGCUCAACAAUCUCUUCCCUCACUUCCUGGAAUAGCCUGGGGUACAUCCCAUCCGGUCCCGGUGACUUACCCAACUUGAUGCUUUCCAAAGGCUCCAGCACAUCAUCUUUCUUAAUAUCUACAUGCUCAAGUUUUCAGUCUGCUGCAAGUCAUCACUACAAUCUCCAAGAUCCUUUUCCAUAGUGAAUACUGAAGCAAAGUAUUCAUUAAGUACCUCUGCUAUCUCCUCCGGUUCCAUACACACUAUUCCACUGUCACACUCAAUGUGGUCCUAUUCAUUCAUGUUUUAUCCUCUUGCUGUGCACAUACUUGUAGAAUGCCUUGGGGUUUUCCUUAAUCCUGUCUGCCAAGCCCUUCUCAUGGCCCCUUCUGGCUCUCCUAAUUUCAUUCUUAAGCUCCUUCCUGUUAGCCUUAUAAUCUUCAUAUCUCUUUCAUUAUCUAGUUUUUUGAACCCUUUCUAUGCUUUUCUUCUUGAUUGGAUUUAUACACUACGGUUCCUGAACCCUACUAUCCUUUCCCUGUCUCAUUGGAACGUACCUAUGCAGUACCCACUGCAAAUAACCCCAAAAAUUUGCCACAUUUCUUCUGUACGGAUCUGGGCCAAACGAUUUUUCAGCAAGGUUGAGUUGGGCUGUAGGGCUGUGUUAGAUAAUCCCUGGGAUAUUUCUUUCAAUAACUGGUAUUCCUGCUGUUUAAAGUUUUUUGGUCUUUGGAUAGCUGUUUUUAAUGUGUAAUUUUACAGUUUAUAAUUUUAUUCUU
Hypanus sabinus (Atlantic stingray) is the source of this 5536-nucleotide messenger RNA. RefSeq names its product PABIR family member 2 (gene pabir2). Lineage: Eukaryota; Metazoa; Chordata; Chondrichthyes; Myliobatiformes; Dasyatidae. Bases 144 to 875 code for a protein of 243 amino acids. The transcript has 10 exons. The record is from RefSeq and is a predicted model, not a curated record. Gene Ontology annotation, molecular function: protein serine/threonine phosphatase inhibitor activity.